This is a messenger RNA of Colletes gigas, 2462 nucleotides long. It is a transcript of the gene Timp, whose product is annotated as metalloproteinase inhibitor 3. NCBI's taxonomy places the organism in Eukaryota, Metazoa, Arthropoda, Insecta, Hymenoptera, Colletidae. The transcript is spliced from 5 exons. The record is from RefSeq and is a predicted model, not a curated record. The coding region runs from base 366 to 1034 and encodes 222 amino acids. Gene Ontology annotation, molecular function: metalloendopeptidase inhibitor activity; protease binding. Gene Ontology annotation, cellular component: extracellular matrix. Gene Ontology annotation, biological process: negative regulation of membrane protein ectodomain proteolysis; negative regulation of endopeptidase activity.
GCGAACAGUUCGAGAACGUGCGUGCGUGUGCGCCGAUCGAGAAACGCACGUGAAUAAAUCCCGGAUCCGGUACCCUUUCGCGGUCGUGUAUCGAUCCUCGACGACACUUCGAGGCUUCUCGCGAUCGUUGGACAUACUCGCGCGAAAGCUCACGGCGACGGUAACUUCUCGCUGGUUCGUUCCGUGGUCCGAUAAACGGAGCGUUCGACCGUUUCCGCGAUUCGAAUCGCGCGGUUUGCCGGUUAUCGAAGCAUGCUCGAGCGUCUUUGAGGUCAAGGAGAAUAACGGAGAGAAAGGCGGGAGUGCAAGUUGAACUGUGCGAGGAAAGCCGAAGCGGAAGGAUCUGCGCGGGGUCACGGAGAAAGAUGUGGCCGUUAACAUUUUGGACGUAUUUUCUACUGAUAGCGUUAUCGCUAGCGCCAGUGCAAAGGGUCGUUGGAUGCUCUUGCGCGAGAACCCAUCCCCAGGAGCUAUUCUGCAAUUCAGAUUACGUCGCCGUGGUGAGAGUGAGGAGGGUGAAAUACGUGUCCCAGUUCGAAACCGCCUACAACGUGAAAGUCAAUAAAGUCUUCAAGGAGCGGAACAAGUUCAAUCCGGCCGAGUUCUCCAAGCAAGAGAUUUUAUGGACCGCGUCGAUGGACAGCAUGUGUGGCAUAACCUUGAACGUUGGCGACACUUACUUAGUGAGUGCGAAAAUAAUCGACGGAAAAAUGAAUCUAUCGAUUUGCAAUAUACCGAGGAGGUGGCGCGAGGUGACCAGCAGACAGCGAAAAGGAUUCAGGGGUCUCUAUCACCGUGGAUGUGCGUGCUAUAUCGAUUAUAUAUUUUGGUGGCACAAGGGUGCCGUUCUGGAGAAUUCAGGAAGGAAACGAUGUUUAUGGGAGAGCGAGCCAGGUCCUGAAGAGUGCCAAGAAAAAUAUGGCGUGUGCUUGGCUGGGCCAGGUGGAUGCUCUUGGACUCCAUCUGUACCUUACAAGAACUGCAUCAAGGAAUACCAACGAAGGCGUGAAUAUCAAAGGUUGCGAGAGCCCUAAAAGUCUUUUCUUUUACGUACUUGUUGUCCCUACAGUUGGAAGAAUCGAUUACAUUCACGGGAAAAUCGCCGUUGCUUGUGCCCAGCAGGGAUGGGUAAAAUGUAUUCAAAAAGAUAGUUUAUUAAUUCCUAUUCGAUAAAAUUAUUUGUAUCUCUUCUUACAUCGUUAUGAGAGUACUAUGAAUGGACGGAAAUGAGAUCAAACACGUCAAUAUUCAGAUUAUAUUUACUUCUACGUUAUUCGUUGUACGUUGUACGUGAAUUCGAUGUACGUUUAUUUAUUCGAGAGAAUGGCAUUAAUUUAUUGACAAAAUAACGUCUUCAUCCCUGCAUCGUGCCGCGUUCUAUUUAUUGUCGCGCGUUCUACCAAAAGUAUUAAUUCGACGGUUGUGUCAGCAAGUACAAAAGUAAUUCGUGAAUAAAUACGGGGAAUGAAAUGGUUAGAAUCGUGCACGGCUAGUCGUUAAGCUGCUAUUUUUCGUUUGAUACAAUUUGCUGACCCCUUAAAACUGCUUGCAUUUCCACAAUGAAUUGUUUCCUUCGCGUAACCGAGAUCCGUAGUUAUUGUGUUAUUGAAUUUUUCUCGCUUAAUUAGACAUCGUCACGACUUAUUCCUUCGAUAGAACCAGCCUGCUUUUAAUAUCUGAAUAAGCAAAUGCACGGUAUAGAUUUACUCGAUAUAUAAUUCAUUUACGUUGAGAAUUAUUCAUGGAAGAGUCUCAUCUCUGAAUAUAUAUUCAGCGAUGCUUUUGAUCUUCCAUCCAAGUCAACGCUACUAACCUCGUUCUGUUUAAUUAAAUAAUUCGAUCAGUUCGAUGGUAAUGUAAAUGGAACGAGCUGUAGAGAAUCUGAAAUAGUAAGAGCAACGAGCAUUUUCAACAUCGAUUGGCCAUCCCUUUAGUUGUACAUAUAGGCUACUAAUGUAUAUUAUGCAUUCUUAAAUUAUUCUCACUAUUAUCUCUAUUGUACGUAGCUUUGUCUUAUCUGCGUAAAAAGCUAACGAAGUGUAUUUAAUUUUUAGCGAAGUUUUAUAUAAAUCUCUGAAUAUUGAAACAAUACAUUUUCCAAAAGAAAAAAAAAAACUAUUCGAUAGGGUUAAGGCGACGAUGUAAAGUUCGCUUAAAGAUUGCGUUGUCUCAUUGUUCAGAGAAUGUAUGCGGAUGCUGAGUGUCGUAUUAUAAUAUAACGUAAUCGAUUAAGUUCUCUAUCCGUAAUCGAGCGUGAUCGUUGUUUCUCGUCGACGGUGACGAGGAACAGAACCCCUUAGAUGAGGGUAGAAAUUUAGUACAAACCAUUAAACGCGCAAUGCGACGGGAGUCAGUUGGCAUUUCCUAGCACGAGAACGUUAACCCGAAACGAUGUAUUUUAAUUUAGUUCUUCCAUUUGUUAACUUUUGUAAGUAUUAUGCUUAAACGAGAAAUGUAAAGUG